GAGGGCGGUGGGGCCGGAGUCGUGUAGUUUUCGAGCCAGGAACAAACCUGAUCUCUAUGGCUGCCCACAGGCUGCCUCUUGGGCCACAGAGGAUCUGGUGAGGAUGAAGAAAUGGGGGAGCUCAGACUCAGGGGAUUCUGAGGACCUGCCCCAAGAGGACUCCUGCCCAGACCCCCCAGAUGGAGACCCUGACUCCAGGCCACCUCCAGCCACGCUCCACAUCUUCCCCAUGAGCAAGAGCCGCAGCCAGCUCUUUGGGAAGUGUGAUUCAGAGGAAGCAUCCUCCAUGGACUACUCUUACGAGGAAGGCCAGCUGGCCUCUUGCCCAGCCAUCACUGUCAGCCCUGUUGUCAUCAUCCAGAGACCUGGGGAUGGCCCCACUUGUGCCAGGCAGCUGUCCCAGGACUCUGUCACUGGCGGCAUCCAGAAGAACCUCAAGCUCUAUGAUCGCAGGAAGAUCUUCGACGCUGUCGCUCAGAAUAACUGCGAGGAGCUGGAGAGCCUGCUGCUCUUCCUGCAGAAGAGCAAGAAGCGCCUCAUGGACAGCGAGUUCAAAGACCCAGAGACAGGGAAGACCUGUCUGCUGAAAGCCAUGCUCAACCUGCAUGACGGGCAGAAUGACACCAUCCCCCUGCUCCUGGAGAUUGCCCGGCAGACGGACAGCCUGAAGGAGUUAGUCAAUGCCAGCUACACGGACAGCUACUACAAGGGCCAGACGGCACUGCACAUUGCCAUCGAGAGGCGGAACAUGGCACUGGUAACCCUCCUGGUGGAGAAUGGGGCAGAUGUCCAGGCUGCAGCCAAUGGGGACUUCUUUAAGAAAACCAAAGGGCGGCCUGGCUUCUACUUUGGUGAACUGCCCCUCUCCCUCGCUGCGUGCACCAACCAGCUGGGCAUUGUGAAGUUCCUGCUGCAGAACUCCUGGCAGCCGGCAGACAUCAGCGCCAGGGACUCUGUGGGCAACUCGGUGCUGCAUGCGCUGGUGGAGGUGGCCGACAACACGAUUGACAACACCAAGUUUGUGACGAGCAUGUACAACGAGAUUCUGAUCCUGGGGGCUAAGCUCCAUCCUACGCUGAAGCUGGAGGAGCUCACCAACAAGAAGGGGCUGACGCCGCUGGCUCUGGCCGCCGGGAGCGGGAAGAUCGGGGUCUUGGCCUAUAUUCUCCAGAGGGAGAUCCAGGAGCCAGAGUGCAGGCACCUGUCCAGAAAGUUCACCGAGUGGGCCUACGGGCCCGUGCACUCCUCGCUUUACGACCUGUCCUGCAUUGACACUUGGGAGAAGAACUCGGUGCUGGAGGUGAUUGCCUACAGCAGCAGCGAGACCCCUAAUCGCCAGGACAUGCUCUUGGUGGAGCCGCUGAACCGACUCCUGCAGGACAAGUGGGACAGAUUCGUCAAGCGCAUCUUCUACUUCAACUUCUUCGUCUACAGCUUGUAUAUGAUCAUCUUCACCACGGUCGCCUACUACAGGCCUGUGGACGGCUUGCCUCCCUUUAAGCUGAAAAACACCGUUGGGGACUAUUUCCGAGUUACUGGAGAGAUUCUUUCUGUAUCAGGGGGAGUCUACUUUUUUUUCCGAGGGAUUCAGUAUUUCCUGCAGAGGCAGCCGUCCCUGAAGACCUUGUUUGUGGACAGCCACAGUGAGAUGCUUUUCUUUGUGCAGUCGCUGUUCAUGCUGGGGACCGUGGUGCUGUACUUCUGCCACCGCAAGGAGUACGUGGCCUCCAUGGUGUUCUCCCUGGCCAUGGGCUGGACCAACAUGCUCUACUACACCCGCGGCUUCCAGCAGAUGGGCAUCUAUGCCGUCAUGAUUGAGAAGAUGAUCCUGAGAGACCUGUGUCGCUUCAUGUUUGUCUACCUGGUUUUCCUGUUCGGGUUUUCCACAGCGGUGGUGACACUGAUUGAGGACGGGAAGAAUGACUCCGUGCCAGCUGAAUCCAUGACACACAGGUGGCGAGGGCAUGGCUGCCGGUCACCUGACAGUUCCUACAACAGUCUGUACUCCACGUGUCUGGAGCUGUUCAAGUUCACCAUCGGUAUGGGCGACCUGGAGUUCACCGAGAACUAUGACUUCAAGGCUGUCUUCAUCAUCCUGUUGCUGGCCUACGUGAUUCUCACCUACAUCCUCCUGCUCAACAUGCUCAUCGCCCUCAUGGGAGAGACUGUCAACAAGAUCGCACAGGAGAGUAAGAACAUCUGGAAGCUGCAGAGAGCCAUCACCAUCCUGGACACGGAGAAGAGCUUCCUUAAGUGUAUAAGGAAGGCCUUCCGCUCAGGCAAGCUGUUGCAGGUGGGGUACACACCCGACGGCAAGGAUGACUACAGGUGGUGUUUCAGGGUGGAUGAGGUGAACUGGACCACCUGGAACACCAACGUGGGCAUCAUCAAUGAAGACCCUGGCAACUGUGAGGGCAUCAAGCGCACCCUGAGCUUCUCCCUGCGGUCAGGCAGAGUUUCAGGGAGAAACUGGAAGAACUUUUCCCUGGCUCCCCUUUUGAGAGAUGCAAGUGUUCGAGAAAGGCAACCUGCCCAGCCUGAGGAAGUUCAUCUGAGCCACUUUGCAGGGUCCCUCAAGCCAGAAGAUGCUGAGAUCUCCAAGGCUCCCACUGCUUUAGGGGAGAAGUGAGGGACCCCCACAGGGGGCUCUCAACACUAUGGGCCUCAGGGUACCACACGUCGCUGGGGGGCUGGGUAGGGAGCACCAGCGCUCUCAGCAGCCUGGCCUGGUCUGCACCUGCCCGGGCGUUUUCCCAGGCUGCACUGGACAAGCCGUGGGAAGCAUGCUGGCUGCAUGGGGAGCGAUCUUCACCCAACCCUCCCUGUCCCCAGGUGGCUCUCCUAACAGGAAAGGAGCUCGCUUUUAAGGUUUUACUGGCUUUAUUAAACAUCACGAACGAUGAAUCUCUGCUUGGAUAUAUGUGAUGCCCCUGUUAUCUUCAAUUUUAUAUUACUGGGAGUGAAAGGAAAUGAAGCCCAGGAAAACACCUUUUAGAACAAGACACUUCCUUGGAUGUAAAAUGCUGAAAGCCUUCUUCCACAUCUCCCCCGUCCAGAGUGGUCUGGGGCUGGUGU
This is a messenger RNA of Ceratotherium simum simum (southern white rhinoceros), 3075 nucleotides long. It is a transcript of the gene TRPV1, whose product is annotated as transient receptor potential cation channel subfamily V member 1. The record is from RefSeq and is a predicted model, not a curated record. Gene Ontology annotation, molecular function: calcium channel activity; protein binding. NCBI's taxonomy places the organism in Eukaryota, Metazoa, Chordata, Mammalia, Perissodactyla, Rhinocerotidae. Gene Ontology annotation, biological process: calcium ion import across plasma membrane. Gene Ontology annotation, cellular component: plasma membrane.